CACGGAUUGACAACGCCAGUCUACUAACAACCACAGCACCUGUCUUUCACAUCGACCGCAAUCAUGGCUGUCGGAAAGAACAAGAGACUGUCCAAGGGCAAGAAGGGCCUGAAGAAGAGAACCGACCCAUUCGCCCGCAAGGACUGGUUCAGCGUCAAGGCCCCAUCGACGUUCGCCAUUCGAGAUGUCGGCAAGACCCUCGUGAACCGCUCCACUGGUCUCAAGAACGCCAACGAUGCGCUCAAGGGCCGUAUCUUCGAGGUCUCCCUCGCCGAUCUCCAGAAGGAUGAGGACCACGCCUUCCGCAAGGUCAAGCUGCGAGUUGACGAGGUUCAGGGCAAGAACUGCCUCACCAACUUCCACGGACUCGACUUCACUUCGGACAAGCUGCGCUCGCUCGUUCGCAAAUGGCAGACUCUCAUCGAGGCCAACGUGGUUGUCAAGACCACCGACGACUACCUCCUCCGACUCUUCUGCAUCGCCUUUACGAAGCGGAGACCUAACCAGAUCAAGAAGACCACCUAUGCGCAGUCUUCGCAGAUCCGUGCAAUCAGGAAGAAGAUGACGGAUAUUAUGCAGCGCGAGGCUUCGGCCUGCACCCUCAGCCAGCUCACCACCAAGCUGAUCCCUGAAGUGAUUGGCCGCGAGAUCGAGAAGAGCACCCAGGGUAUCUACCCACUGCAAAAUGUCCACGUUCGCAAGGUCAAGCUUCUCAAGGCACCCAAGUUCGACCUUGGUAACCUUCUCUCGCUUCACGGAGAGUCGUCCACCGAUGACGCUGGUCAAAAGGUUGAGGGCGCGCGUGACUUCAAGGAGCAAGUCCUCGAGAGUGUGUAAGCGGGUUAUGCAUGACGCUUUAUGGGACGGGCAUUGGGCAGCGUGGCGAUUUCACGUUUUGCGUGUAGAAAGGCGUUUGAGAGCAGGGCCACGGACAUGAGAUGCAAGAGAGACAUCAUACCAGCGCCACGUUAGGUCCUACGCAAAAUCAGUGAAACGUUUAAAUGUUCAAUGUCUCCCCAUACCUCAGUUUCAUACUGCUGUAUACUGUAUGCCAGUAUUAUGUCAGUGAAUGCGGCCAUGCAUGGAUUGGGGGGAGUUUAGGUGAACAGGCUGAACAGUGCCAAUGCCAAUUCCACAGACAGCAUGUAUCUACCUACUACAUGUAGGUGCCUGUAAUAUUU
This is a messenger RNA of Sphaerulina musiva SO2202, 1181 nucleotides long. RefSeq names its product 40S ribosomal protein S3aE-A. The transcript has 3 exons. The coding region runs from base 64 to 837 and encodes 257 amino acids. Gene Ontology annotation, biological process: translation. Gene Ontology annotation, cellular component: cytosol; ribosome. The record is from RefSeq and is a predicted model, not a curated record. Gene Ontology annotation, molecular function: structural constituent of ribosome. NCBI's taxonomy places the organism in Eukaryota, Fungi, Ascomycota, Dothideomycetes, Mycosphaerellales, Mycosphaerellaceae.